AGACAUUUCAGAAUUACGGGAAUGUCGUGAAUGCACCAGUGAUCAUUUGGAAAAUUAGCACGAGCCUUGAAGAAUAAAAACACACAAAUUUAGCUUUAUUAUAAUUGCUUUAACUGAUUGAACAAUGCUAUGGUAUUUUCGGGAUGUACCCGAAUAUUACACGAGAUGCGAGGAUUAACAUAUUAAACGUUUUAACCCACUUUUAGAUAAAAGCGUGGGUCCUUUUUUUUUACUUAGCUUUUAGCUAGUUUAGGACAUCUUGCAUGCCGAGUGAAGCAACAACAAAAACAUAAAAAAAAGACCAAAUGUGGGAAAGUUCACACCUAAGUCUUUCCACGGAUGAACAGAAAGAGCUGGCUAAAAGAAUCACUGGUUUUCUAUCACAGUACAGAUACUUGUCGGAGUCGUACAUUAUCGAGUUCUUCACCGAGGAUUUAUGGCUCAAGUUGCCUGUCAGCUGGCAGUCUGUUCUGCAGUAUCUGUCCUACCCGCAGAUAGCAGACCUUCUGCUGGAUCCUGAUCAUGGGCAGAGGAGGUAUCCGUGUGUUUGGCCGCUUUCCCUCUUGGCUUUCCGGACCGCUGCUCACUCCCUCGCCUUUCCCAGAAGUUCCCGGCGAAGACGAGCCGGCCACGACUCUCCGGCCAAACCCGCGGAAUUCCGGACGAACCGGAACCAGAGCUCCCUGCUGACGCACGGCUUCCGCAAGCAUGUCAAGCCCAAGAAGCAGCACGAGAUCCGCCAGCUGGGCACGCUGGUGAAGCAACUUUGUAAGCGCACCGGAUGCUACCGAGUCAUAGAUGUUGGUUCUGGGCAGGGCCACCUGACUCGUUUCCUGUCGUUCGGGCUCGGCUUGUCGGUGACGGCCAUCGAGGCCGACCCCGCCCUGGUUGCCACGGCGACUAAGUUUGAUGGACAGCUACUGUGUGCCUUAGAGAAGGAGAGGAAGAAAAAACAGAAGAGUUCCUCUGAGCCGCCAUCAUCGGGGACAUGUCCUCGCCAUGUGACGGGUUGGGUGGACCCCAAGGCAUCAUGGGAGGUCUUCAUCCAGCAGCUGGGGGCGAACCAAGAUGAUGGCGAAGGGGCUUUUACACCUUGCAAAAAGAGACCUUGUUCUCCUGAGCACACCUCCAAGGAGGCGGGGCUCUUCGAGCAGGGCGUCCGGCAAGACUUGGUUCUGACUGGUCUGCACGCCUGCGGGGACCUCAGCCCCACCCUUCUCCGCCAUUUUGUCAAAUGUCCUCACAUACGCGCCAUCACCUCCGUGGCGUGCUGCUACAUGAAGCUCACCACCAAAGAGCAGCCCUCUCUUCCUGGCGUGCUCGAACCUCCCGAUCCGCCGCGAUCAGACCCUGAGUGCUCGGUCUGGGACUUUGGCUACCCGAUGAGCGCGUAUGUGCGGGGGCUGCCUGGACACCAGCUGUCCUACAAAGCCCGGGAGGCGGCGUGCCACGCGAUGGAGGACUACCUGGCGAGGCUGCGUGAGGAGAGCGCGCUGCUGAGGACGCACUGCUACCGCGCCGCGCUCGAGGUCUUCAUCACCGACGGCAGGCCGGAUCUGCGGAGGGCAGGAAUACAGACCGUGAAGAAAGCCCACUUGUUGACCUUUGCCGAGUACGCCCGCUUGGGUCUGGCUCGGGUGGGCCUGCCCCCAUCCCUGCCUCUGGACCCGGGCCGCCUGGAGGCCAUGCUGGCCCAGCGGGGCAAGGUGGUGGUCUUCUUCAGCCUGGCGCUGCUGUUGGCCCCCGUGGUCGAGACGCUGGUGCUGCUGGACCGCAUCAUCUACCUGCGAGAGAACGGGGUGCACAGUCAUCUGAUUCCUCUUUUCGACCCAAACUUUUCUCCAAGGAAUUUUGUGCUGGUGGCGCAGAAGACUCUAGGAUAAAAGUCAUCAAAUGAUUGUACAGUACGUAGACUUUAAACUAAGGGAAUUUCCGCUUCACAUUUUUAGAAGUUUUAGGGCACAGGUGUCAAACUCAAGGCGCCGGGGCUGGAUCCGGCCCGCUGCAUGAUUUUAUGUGGCCCGCAAAGGCAAAUCAUAUCAACUUUCCUGAUUUUUGUUCAAAUCCGUCCCAAAAUUUCAAAUUGUCAUAUCAUAAAUGAUAACAUUGAGAUAUUACUAGCAUCUGUGUGUUACCAAACAAAAACAGUUGAAAAACCCAUUACUCUCAAUUUGUGAUUCCAAAACGAGUUCAUAAAUUUCAUAUGUAAAUUUGAUGAGCUGGUUAAAGAUUUUUAUGAUUUCACACUCAUAACGGCCCUCCGAGGGGAACCGUAAGUAAAAUGUGGCCCGCAACAAAAAUGAGUUUGAAU
This is a messenger RNA of Syngnathoides biaculeatus (alligator pipefish), 2311 nucleotides long. RefSeq names its product methyltransferase like 25B (gene mettl25b). Gene Ontology annotation, molecular function: rRNA (adenine-N6,N6-)-dimethyltransferase activity. The record is from RefSeq and is a predicted model, not a curated record. The transcript is spliced from 8 exons. The coding region runs from base 306 to 1883 and encodes 525 amino acids. Lineage: Eukaryota; Metazoa; Chordata; Actinopteri; Syngnathiformes; Syngnathidae. Gene Ontology annotation, biological process: rRNA modification.